UGUGACAAAAGAAGUUCAAGGAGUAUUAUUUUUUGUAAGGUUCUGUAAAUGAUUUAAUCUGCAAGGAUCUUGAAUGACUAAAACAGACACAAGGGGUAUAAGUAGUGGCUGCAGGACAGGAGCCAUGGGUUGCAUUCAGUUACUGGAGCAUCUGACAGAAAGGAUGACAACAUUCUGAUGUAGGAACCAAGAAGAGAUAAGUCUUUAGUUGGUUCCACCAACUCCAUGCCGGCCGCUCCAAAACAUUAAUAAUACUUCCAGUCAAAAGACAGAAGAAUGGUAAUCAAUUGGGUUUCCUCCAACGUGGCGACAGGAAGUUAAGGAAACCACGAAGUUCUUUCAACUUAAAAGCAAUUGGUUGAUUUUUCUUUCUGUCAUUGAUGCAUGAUGAGUGAAAUCCAGAUUAAAUACAAAUAAUUUUUACUCUCUUCCAUCAAACAUAGUUGUUUUCUACCUCUUAAAACAUCGAAGUUGUAGCACUUUAGGCAGAUGUCAGAGACCUUUGUAAGUUAUUACAAACAAAGAGGCUUUCAGAUAUAAGGAGGCAUUAAGUGAGAAUGAUAAUCCAUUUUUUCUUAUAAAUUGAAUAUCCAUGUUUUCAGAGAUUUUUGAUGUUUUUGAAUCGUUAAAGAAAGAUUCAGUGAAUCAUAUUCACAGCAAACAGAGGGAAAUUGAGCCGGAGAGAGAGGACAGGGAUGGGAGGAGGGCAAGUUAUGGAAAUCACAGUAAAAUGGAGAGAUGGUGAGGGGCUGAAGGAGGAUAAAUAAAACACAGUCAGAGUCUGAAGCAGCCGCUGAUUAAACUCAACAGUCUGAGGAGCAGAAGCUUCUCCGCCUCGUCCUGCGACCCUCCUCUUCUAACCAUCCAUCCUCGCCUUCCUCCUCUCCAUGCCGGCGGAGGUCUCCCCUGGGCUGCCAUGGCGAAGAUCCGUGUGUCGUACGAGUACUCCGAGGCUGAGGACAAGAGUAUCCGGCUGGGUUUGUUCCUGAUCGCCUGCGGGAUCCUCAGUCUCUUCAUCCUGGGCUUCUGCUGGCUCAGUCCGACGCUGCAGAACCUGCAGAGCAAGCCGGCCAACUGUACGGUGGUGUCUGUGUUGCGUCCCGAGGAGAUGUUUGAAUGCAUUUUUACGUGCGGAGCAGACUGUAAGGGAACGUCGCUGUAUCCUUGCCUGCAGAUCUUUGUCAACAACUCCGAGUCCAACUCUGUGGCGCUGCUCCACUUCGACGAACAGCAGCUGGUCCUCAAUCCAAAGUGCUCCUACGUCCCCCCAUGUGAGAGGGACAACCAGAAGAACAGAGACAAUGUUCUGUUGUGGGAGGAUUACUUCACCAAAGAGGUCAGCAGCCAGUCUUUCACCUGCUUCUUCAACCAGCAGAGGAGGCCCGACGACGUCUUGUGGCAACGUUCCCAUGACACCAGCGUCCUGCUGCACUGUGUCCUCUGGCCAAUGGUGUCUCUCCUUCUGGGCACGCUCAUUGUGCUCCUGACGGUGUGCGCCCGUUCCCUGGCUGUCCGAGCCGAGGCGCUCCAGAAGAGAAAAUGUUCCUACGAGGUGUACCAGGACUUGUCCAUCACAACUUCAGACUGCCGCAGCAACAAGCCCGGGGACUUCCUAGCAAUGAACUCUGACCCAGAGCUGUCGUCGCCCUCGCGGACCCUACCUCUGUUUGCGGUGCCGGUGAGGCGACGGGAUCGGGAACAUUAGGACAGAGAGGAAAUUUGGUUUCUCACCUGCAGGUUAUGAAAAGCUGAUGGGCAACUGGAUGCUGCAGAUAAGCAACGACCGCGAGGAAGGGUUGAUUUGAUCUUCAUCAGGAUGAAGAUGAGAGUAAAUCCACUCUGAUGCUUGUAGAGUUCACCAGAAACACUGUAGAGAAACUUCAGCAGUUUUUCCUCGUUUGCCUUCAGCCUGAUCAGCAGGAUCCUGAGCUUGUAGAAACUGUCGGCUGAUUAAUGCGUUUUCUGGUAGAUGAAUCCACUUUGAGUUCAGAUUACAUCUAAAAUUAUAAAGUUAUACCUCUCGAGAAUCACUUAUCAAAACUUUUACUUCUGAAAUUUACUUUAUUAAGAAAGCAUUAAUUUUUAUUUGAUAAAGGUAAAGAGUUUCUAUAUUAAAUCUAUUUUUUUGGGGGAGUUCAUUAAAGCAUCUGUGAUCAUUUAAAUAAACCCUCCUUUACAUAUUUGCUGAGCAUUUACUUUGCACUUUUAGCAAUCCCCAGGAGAGUUUAUUAUAAAAAAGAAAGUGCUUCUUCUAGCCUUACAGUAGAUCUAGUAGAUUAAGCAAAAUAAAAAUAUUAAAACCACCAAACACAAGCAACCAAAGCAGCAAAGCAUCGGUUCUUACAUGGGAAACCACAAAUUGAUGUCUUGCUUCAUAGUUUACCUGAGAAAUGGCUUUUCUUACAGUUGACACACAUUGUACCUGCUCAAAUGUCAGCAAAGACUUGUAGAUAACACAAUGUGCAAGCUGGAUGCUACUCAUAUGUAAUGCAUAUUUUAAUAGAUGCUUAGAUGAUUUGUUUCAGCAGGAGAAUUUCAUUACAUCUGACACAGGUGUCAUAAAAGUUGGGGAUAUUACAGCUCAAAUGCUGGGAAGAAAAUUACUCAACAUGUUAAUGUUUUUCUCAGUAAAUCGGUUUCUAAUGGAGCUACUGAUAUGAAAUUCACACCGGAUGCCAAGUAAUCCACCCCCACAAAGUCUCAUGCAUUCCUCAGGUAUGAUUUUGGCACAUUUCUUCCACAUAGACUGUCUUUAAAUCUUUAAAAUUCUUCUGUGAGCUCUGAUCUUCAGUUAUUUCCAUUGAUUACAGUCUGGUGAUUGACUGGGCCAUUUCUUUUCUCUGAAACCAACUGAGUUUCCUUGUCUGUGUGAUUCGGAUGAUUGUCUCAUUGAUUUCAUCUUCUGAUUCUUAGCAAGAAUGUCCCAGUUUAUUUAUCCAUUUAUCAUUUCUUUAAUUAUAUGAUCCAAGUCUUAAAGUGACAAAUGCUGAAAAACCCACACCAUAAUGCUCCUUGAUGUGAUUGCACACGCCAGCACAUUCCCUCCAAAUCACCAUACCAACGGUGAGGUUCGGAGUUCAGUUUUGGUCUCUAAAGACCAGACUAUAGUCUCCUAGUAUUUCAUCAGUUUGUCCAAAUGUUUCACAGCAAACUUUAAAUUGGCUUUAACGGGGUUUUCCUUCAGCAGUGGAGUCUUGUGCAGUGAGAGUGCAUAGAAGCAAUUGCGGUUGAGUGCAUUAUUUAACCUUUUUGCUAGUCCUGAUCUUUCUGAGGUUUUUCAUUAAGGGUCGAUGGUUCUUGGAAACCUAUUUUUAUUGUUCAUUUAACUCCACUGUCAGGAAUCUCGUGAGGGGCACCUGGUCAUGGUUGGUGAAGUCGUUUAUUUCCGCUUCUGGACUUUCGCCCUAACAGCGCCUAACGGAACAAUCAGAAGUUUAGAAAUACAUCUGUUGACAAUGCCAUCAUUGUGCUUUGUUAGUGAAGGUUCCUUUGCUCCUCCUCUUCUUCAUGUGUUCUAUACCUAUUCCCUGUUUCACUCAUUUUAUUACUUAGCUUAUUAUAUAGAUUAAUUUGUUUGGAUAUCUUUGUAUGUGUGAAGGAUUUUUGGUUGUUGCCAAUAUCUGGUGUGAAUUUUCUUGUUAAUAACCUCUUCAGUCUGGACCCAAUCUGAGUGGUGCCAGUUACAGUUUCUAUGGGUUCUAGUUCUUCUUUUGUUUUUAGAAGAAAAGAAAGGGGGUGGAGCCUGUAUGUCGUAAGCGCGGUUUUUUUUUUUUUACUGUUCAGUUUUUAAAAUGGCAGAACUUAGCUUUUAGAUUAAGAUUAUGACCCUAAUAUCUGUCUUGCAUUUUAGAUGUGGAGGAAUAGCAGUUUGAAUAGAUGCUCCAAUUUCACCUUCUGAUGUGUCUCAUACUGUAGCAUACACGAUAUAAUCACCAGCUGAGCCAGACUGCCAUGAAGUUUGUUUUUGACAUGUCAGAAUAUUUAACAGCACGAGUGUCACAACUCAUGUGCUUAUGUUGUACAGCAAAUACAUGCUACUGCUUAUGAAUUUACACAAGUUCACCAAUAAUGAGGUUUGAUAAGAGAUUCAGCAACUACCAAACAUCACUCGGAGGGUGUCUGUUGUGACCGAUUAGAAAUCAGCAGGGGUCUAAUUUAAACAGAAGGGCGAUCAUGCAGGUGUUGACCCUUUUACUGUAGCUCUACUGUAAAAUGCAUUUUCCCUGUGCCCCAGCAGCCAAAAUGUUUCCAAACCGACAUGCAGAGUCCUUCUGUCUGCUUCAUGAUCGCCUCCAGGCCUUUCUCAAACAAAUCGUGUAUGUGAGGAUUACUGGAUGCAGCACUUUGAUUCAUGAUCAUGGUCCAUUUGUCGGUAUUAAAGUUAUAAUUUAUGACUGACCUCGCGGCUCGGCCAAGACUUCCAUCAGAAGGAUUUUUUUAUAAAGAUGGAAAACGUCUCGAGUAUAAAUUGAAGCCCUAACUGUAAAAGUUAGGAUCUGACAAACCAGUGGAAGUUUAGUUUAAAUUUGUAAUUAGUGGGGUUUUGAUUUAUUUAACGUAGCUGAUUGUUCUUUUAUGAACUCAAGCACAUAAUUGUUAGGUUAACUGGUUUCUCUAAAUUGCCCUAGGAGUAUGUGUGUGUGUGUGUGUGUGUGUUCUUGUACUUGUUGCUGAGUGAGAACCAUUUUUCGUAUUUUUAUCGCAAAGUGAGGACAUUUUG
Messenger RNA from Girardinichthys multiradiatus, 4720 nucleotides. Its product is annotated as calcium-activated potassium channel subunit beta-4-like. The record is from RefSeq and is a predicted model, not a curated record. Gene Ontology annotation, molecular function: potassium channel regulator activity; calcium-activated potassium channel activity. Gene Ontology annotation, cellular component: membrane; voltage-gated potassium channel complex. NCBI's taxonomy places the organism in Eukaryota, Metazoa, Chordata, Actinopteri, Cyprinodontiformes, Goodeidae. The coding region runs from base 917 to 1705 and encodes 262 amino acids. The transcript is spliced from 4 exons. Gene Ontology annotation, biological process: potassium ion transport; detection of calcium ion.